This is a messenger RNA of Caenorhabditis briggsae, 1812 nucleotides long. The coding region runs from base 1 to 1812 and encodes 603 amino acids. NCBI's taxonomy places the organism in Eukaryota, Metazoa, Nematoda, Chromadorea, Rhabditida, Rhabditidae. The record is from RefSeq and is a predicted model, not a curated record. The transcript has 6 exons.
AUGUUCAGAGACUAUGCGACGCUCUUCUUCCCAGAAGUACCAAUUCAGAAACCAGGUGUGCUGCGGGACCCACCGUUCGGUCCGCCCCCAACAGCCCACCCUACCGUCUUCUUUCAUUUACUAAUCAUUCCAUUCAUAAUGUAUCCCAUCGCUCUUCCCCCCAUCAAUUGCAACAGUAUGUUGAAAUUCUCUUGUACGAAAGUAGUGAUAAACGACUCUGUCGGAUCAACAUACACUCUUCGUGUACAGAAUUCAUCGUCCACGUUCUGCUCUUUGAUUAUUAAGUCAAGUCACCCACAUUUGUUCAGAGUUUGUGAUCAGAGUCUUCUAUGCCAACAUCUCGAUCCUCAAGAAGAGUUCGACAUCGUUAUUGAAAUGAUAAAAAACUCAAUAAAUCUAUACGAGGACUACUUUGUCUGCAUUGGUACUGGCAACGACGUUACUACGAUCCCUGUGGAGUUCAAGACAGUCGAUGAAAGAUGCGAAUCACCAGACCGUCCUUCAAAUGCAGCCGUCGAGUGCCAGAUCUGUUUUCAACCAUUCGAUGAAAACGAAAGAGUUCCAAGAAUUGUUAAGGAGUGUGGACACACUUUGUGUCAACGUUGUUGCCAGCAUUUGAUGAUUCCAAACAAAAAUCGAUUCAUAAUUUGCCCAGUCGACAGAAUGUCAACAGUUGUCUACGAAAAUGUUAACAAUCUUCCAAAGAAUUUCACUCUUAUGCAAGUAAUCAGCGAGUCGAACGUCAAAAUAACAAAAACUGGUCCACCUUUCUGCAUCACUCACAAAAAACAGAGACUGUUCUUCGUGUGUACGGAAGCUGGUUGCUCCUCGAAAAGAAAGUUGAUGUGUGGCGAGUGUAUGCUCGAGGACGGUCCCCACGGAGGUCACUCCUACAUCUCAUCCAAAAAGUUUUUCGGAAACAAAAAGAAGUUCGAGGAGGACCUCGAUGCUACCGAGAACCUGAUGUGGGAACUUAUGAAGAAGCAUAAGGAGUUAAAGACUAGAUUGGAGAAGGUGUAUUCAGAGAAACGUUUGAAAGUCACGGAGAUGUACGAUGAGGUUAUGGGCGAGAUGGAGGCAAAACAGAGAGAUCUGAUUGACGAGAAUGACAAAACUAUUUUCUUUGGGUUGUCAGAGAUUGCAUGCCUCACUUUUAGACUCCAAAAUGAUGUGUAUAAAUUGAGGCGAUUCCGUUUAUCACUCUUAGAGGUUCUGCGUCAAGAUCGUAUUCACAGCCAUGAUGUUUAUACUUUGGCUCAACGGAUCGAGUCUGUUCAAGCUUUCUCAGAAAUAUGGAAUAUCUUACAAGAUAUGCUCGUUGAGAAAGCGGAAGAGCUUCCUGACGGCCAGGUUGAUCAGGAAAGAAGAACUAAACUCAGAUCUUGUUUAGGUCUUGUUGAGAAAAUAGAAAUCGUGUUCUCACGAAAGCGUGAUAAUCUGAAUGCUGACACAGAAAAACAGAAGAAACUAGCUGAACAGUUUAGACAAAUUCAAAAGGAAGCUGAGAAGCCAUUGGUUCCAUUGAGAAUCAAAAGAUCAGCUGCAAUGGAAUCUCUGUUAGGAGACUACAAAUAUGAUCUCCUGGGAUUGGAGGAAAUCGAGUCUCUCAUUGAAUCUAAUCUCCAGAAGCUUUUCCAAACUCGAAAAUCCAUCGCCAAAAUCGUAGAGACUGGCUUGAACUUCCAUCUAGUUCAUGAUGGAAAAAUGGAACUUCCCGUGUUUGUGAGAUUUCCAAUUGAUAUCAAUCACUUCACGUUGGAAAGAGAACUCAAUUUGGAUGUUGACUUCAAUCUGGUUUUCGGGAGUUCGUGA